AUGACGAAAACAGCGCCGAAAGUGGUGGAGGCUAACGGAACGGGCAAGGCAGGGAAGCCCGUCAAAGAGAAGCGAAGGAACAAUGAAAAACGCAAGGAGAAAUCUCGUGAUGCGGCACGCUGCCGGCGUUCGCGUGAGACGGAGAUAUUCCAGGAUUUGGCCAGUUUGCUCCCGAUGCGUCCAGAAGAGGUCGAGCAUUUGGACAAAGCGUCCGUGAUGCGUUUAUCGAUCGCAUUCCUCAGGGCGCGCAAUAUGCUGGAACUCUUUCCAGAUUUGCAAUCCGAAGGGAAAAUCAAAGUCAAGGAAGAUAACGACGUUUCAAUGGAUUCGAUGGAUGAGUUUAACUGCAAUGAAACUAAGCUGAGCCUGAAAACUCUUGGCCUGGAACCAGAAACAAUAGCGCUGCAAACCUUGGACGGGUUUUUGAUUAUUCUCUCGGCGGAUGGCGACGUAACGUACAUUUCGGAAAAUGUCAGUGAAUACCUUGGCAUUUCACAGAUCGAUAUCAUGGGUCAACCAAUCUGGGAUUACAGCCAUCAGUGCGACCAUGCUGAGCUGCGGGAAGCCCUGAACGGACGUCACCACUCACCGUCGGAGCUUCUGAACGGUGUGGCGAACAGCGAUUGCCGCCCGAUGGAAAAUCGUGAUUUCUUCCUGCGGCUGAAGUGCACCCUGACAAGCCGCGGUCGCAGUGUCAAUAUCAAAAGCGCCUCGUACAAGGUGCUUCACGUAACCGGUCAUAUUGCGUGUAAAGAUAAGGAGGGUCAGCGUCAGCUGGUAGCUAUCGCUCGUCCUCUUCCGCAUCCGGCAAACAUUGAGGUACCGCUUGGAUCGAGCACUUUUCUCACGCAACAUACGCUGAGCAUGAAGUUCAGCUACGUUGAUGACAUGAUGCUUUCGCUGCUUGGAUACCAGCCUUCGGACUUGCUUGGAAAAUCGUUGUACGAUUGUCACCAUGGCACUGAUGCAGAGCAUUUGAUGGCUACGUUCAAGCAUGUUAUCAGCAAGGGACAAAGUGAAACAUGCCGCUACCGUUUUCUGGCCAAGAACGGUGGUUAUGCUUGGGUCGUCACACAAGCCACCGUCAUAUACGACAAGCAAAAACCGCACAGUGUUGUAUGCGUCAACUACGUCCUAAGUGGUGUGGAGAACAAAGAUGACAUUUUAUCGUGUGCACAACUGGAAGCACGCCAGCAACAACGUUUGUCAGAAGAAGCAGAACAGUGUAUCGAAAGCGGUAACAAUAGUGUCGUGUGUAGCAGCGACCAGUUGUCAAUUGAACAGCGUCCAGCAGCGAUUUCUCUGCCGUGCAUCGCCAGCGCUGGUCGAGAGCAAGUGAAAGCAGAAGAAACAGUACCAAUCCCAGUGCGUACGUGCAUCGCUGAACCAUCGUACGUUGAACUUAUCGCCGCUAGCAGUGCUGAACAAGCUGAACGCAUCGAGCCAGCUGGUGGAAAGGUGUUGUUGUGUGUGAAGAACGAUACAUCGGCGGUAGCGUCGAGUGAACCUGUGCAGGGCUCUCGAAUCUUGCGCGAGCUAAACAGCAUUCCGACCGUGCCGAAACCAACAUCAAGCAGCCGUCCGGUAUCAGUUACGGCGUCAAUCUUUACCAGCCUCCCGGCUGGAGCAAGGGGUUCCGGAUCGGAACCAUCGCGUGCUUUUGCCAAGCCAACGGUCAACGGUACGUCACCGCAACAGCAACCGUCGGUGACCGCACCACUGCAGUCCGUUACGGCGAAGCUGUUCGUGGCGCUUCCUCCGACAGCCGGUGGCGCUAAUACGACGAGCUGUAACGCCGGCAUUAGCGGUGGAGUCAGCGGUAGCAAACCUCAGCACGCCACCGAAAAAAUAUUCGCCCCACGGACGGAAGAUAUGAAUAAAGGAUUCUUGAUGUUCUCCGAGGAAGAGCCUGGAUUGACCAUGCUUAAAGAUGAACCGGAUGAUUUAACGCAUCUGGCACCGACAGCGGGUGACGCUUGCAUUCCGUUGGAAGAAUCUGGCACCUUCUUCAAUGAGAUGUUCGAGGAUUUCAUCAUACCGGACAGCUACACGUUGCUCCAGGACGAGCUGUGUUCGCUCGACUCGCAGGACACACGGCUGGAAGCGUCAUCGAUAGUGGUACCGUCCGGCACCAUCGGCAUCCCGGUAUCCGUCAGCGACAGUCUCACCAACAGCCUCACCGUGGCCACGGUUGCCUCGUCAACACUGGGCUGUACCACGCCCGGCACUGACGGCGUACCGUCGCUUGUAAUGUCCAAUUCCGGUGCCGGCGUAAAUGGCAGUCAAACCCACCAGAACACCCAUUCGCCAAACUCGAACGCGUCGUCCUCGUCACCGUCGUCCGUGUCCUCGUCACCCGUGCCAUCAUCACCGAGCCGAUCCCACAUUUCGUCCAAUCCGAACUCACCGUCGGGUACGUCGGGACUCGGUUCAUCCGCUUCCAGCACGGUUUCGUCCGGUGACGGCCGUCGCCAUUCGACCAUCGGAGGCACCAAUCAACAUAACGCCACCAGCAACGACCCUUUCAUCAAUUAUCGGGACGAAGUGAACGAAGUUAGUCCCUCGCCGCAUUUACUGUCGCCUGGCAUAUCGAAGAGUCCCGAGAGCAGCAGCCUACCGUCUCUGUGUAGCCCGAACGGUUCCCUGCCAGAAGAUGAACUUGCAUUUAUGAGCCUUAACAUGGACGAGCUCGAUCUGUCAAUGCGGGCCCCGUACAUCUCGAUGAGCGAGGUGGACGAUCUACCGCUGCUCACCUCGGACGAUCUACUGUGGGGUGUACCGGCAGCCACGAUCGAAGGCAACCAUUCUGGCACAUCCAUCAGUGCGUUCGGACUUUCGGGGAAAUUCUUCAUCAAAGACGAAUUCAACGCACUCGGAACAUCACCGAAUGGUUCGUCGGAUAACAGUUCCCUGGUGGACCAACAAGAUCCAUCCUCCGGCGCAUUGCAAACGACUUCACAGCACUCCCUGGACAAGAGUAUCAUCGUCAGUGGAGUAGUCGACACGGUCACGGCUUCAAAUUCCUCCCCCGUUUCCAACACCAGCAACAGUUCCAUCGAACUACCCGCAAACACCAGCAAUAAUGACAGUAAAUCAACGCUGACAAUUGCACCCCCACCGUCAAUAGACUCUAGCCUGGCGGCGCUCUUAUGCGGGGGAAAUGUCAUCAGCAUACAAUCGGAAACGUCCAACGUGUCGCAACAAUCGCAGUCGAUCGGUAAUCAGAUGCUGCUAUCACACACAAAUGGCACCGUAAGUGCCGGAAACCAGCAGGAACAACAUCGCCACAACAACAACCAGCCACAACAACACCUCCACGAGCAGCAGCUGCAGCUAAGCAGCGCGCAACAGCGACAAGACACGGCACCAAAUGGAAAGCGCAUCAAGCUUUCGGAACAAAACCUCCUUCAACACUCCAUGGUUGUGCUGCCAGCAAACGUAAAGCUAUGUGAAGCAUGGAAGUUCGAUGAUUUGUUGCAGCUGAACGGAACCGUUACUACCAAUGCGAAAGGAACCACGCAACAGGGAAUCGUACCGCAGACAAACAUUAUCGCAUCGUUCGUCACUACCGCUACGAAAAAGUCCAUCGGUACUGGCGGUGUGAAUGGAAACAAUAAGCGCACCCUAGCCGGUGUUAGCGAGUCUGCCGGUGACAACGGAAGCAACUGCAAGCGUCUCAAAUCGUCCGCCUCAUCCAAUGCGCCAGGAACACCAUCGUCAGCGCCGCAGCUACUGCAGCAGCUAAUGGCCCCAUCACCGGUACCACAAAAGCUAAAGUCCAAGUCGCGAUCGUCGCAGGAUGGUACCUCUGGUGGACGCUGGCCAAACGGUCACGCGGGCAACAAUGGUGGACUGCUGCAGGAACAGUCGGGCAAUUCGGUGCUGAUGAAUCUGCUCGUCAGUGGUUGCGAUCAAACCAUCCCCUUAACUCCACCGGAAGUUUUAAUCGAGAACGAUUUGGAACUUUCCCCAGAUGGCAACGAAAUGCAGUGCGACAACACGACCGGUGACAUGGUUUUCAACCUUGGUGACGAGGAUGACAGUGGCGUGCUGUUCAGCUCGAUCAAUCCACUGAUCGGUGGCCAAAGACCACUGAACGAUCAGAUUGUGCGUCCGCUCACGAUCCAGACGGAUUCCAUCCUUCCGGGUACGAUCGAUAAUGGUGCACAGGGCAACGGUGCUGACCGAUUCCGUGGAUCCGGGGAGUUAUUCAACACAUCUUCAGCUACCUCAAACCAGCCAGCGACAACAGGCACAUCGACGGUGGACGAAUUCUCGAUGAUCGUUUCGCCCAGCUUGCUGACACCGACCGAUCUGGAAAUAUGGCGCGCCAUCCAGCAGGGUCAGUUCGAUCCGAAAAAGAUUCCAUCGCCGUCCGUGUACGGCACUGCGGCUGGCGGACACAUUCCGAAGUCGCUGUCCAGCACACCGACCGCACACCUUUCGGCCGACCUGCUCGGUGGCGAGCCUUGCGAGGCAAAUCUGUUCGCUGCUCUCGGCGGUGAUCUGGACAGCUUGGACGGACUUGGAGCAACCCAUGGUAACCGUAUCGGUGCGUUCCGGACGAUUGCAGCAAACGACGAGGGUGGGCUACACCAGGGGAUGUUGAUUUGA
Anopheles marshallii is the source of this 4614-nucleotide messenger RNA. It is a transcript of the gene sima, whose product is annotated as protein similar. Gene Ontology annotation, biological process: regulation of transcription by RNA polymerase II; cellular response to hypoxia. The record is from RefSeq and is a predicted model, not a curated record. Gene Ontology annotation, molecular function: RNA polymerase II transcription regulatory region sequence-specific DNA binding; protein dimerization activity; DNA-binding transcription factor activity, RNA polymerase II-specific. NCBI's taxonomy places the organism in Eukaryota, Metazoa, Arthropoda, Insecta, Diptera, Culicidae. The transcript has 12 exons. The coding region runs from base 1 to 4614 and encodes 1537 amino acids.